AUGAUGGCACGCCGGUUCAUGUGUCUGAUAUCUUGCGAGUGGAAUCAACCCCAGAGCAGGAAACCCGAGUGCAUCCUUCCUUUGAUGGGCAUCUGUUACAUGCUGCAAUUUAUGGAUAAGAUAACCCUCUCAUACGCUACCCAACUCGGCAUCCUCACAGAUCUUAGACUUCAUGGCUCACAAUAUAGUUGGACAUCGUCAAUAUUCUAUUUUGGAUACCUCUUUUGGAGCUUUCCCAGUUCAUAUCUCGCGGUGCGAGCCCCGCUGGCAAAAUACGUCGCCAGUACAGUAGUGCUGUGGGGAAUUGUGUUGAUGUGCCAUGCAGCGACCAAAGACUAUGCCGGCCUGAUGACUGUACGAUUCUUCCUAGGAGUGACGGAGGCCGCAGUGAGCCCAGGUUUCUCUUUGAUCGUAGGGUUAUUUUACAAGCGCGAGGAACAACCAGCGCGCAUGCUCAUCUGGUUCUCGGGGAAUGCUGUCGCUAAUAUUAUCUCUGGUCUUGUCGCUCAUGGGAUCGGAGAAAUCAACACCAGCAAGGUUGCGACUUGGAAGCUUCUUUUCCUUAUUCUAGGCGCAGUGACCACCUUUUGGGGUAUUGCUCUGGUCUUAUUGCUUCCCAGCUCUCCAUCGGAAGCAAGGUUCCUCACUCCAGACGAAAGAGCUUUAUGUCUGCAGCGUACAGUCGCAAACAAGACCGGUAUACUGGAGAAGUCCGAGUUCAAGGCACCCCAGAUGAUGGCAGGCCUCCUGGAUCCUCAGGCUUGGCUCUUGUUCUUGAUGAUGUUUACGGUUUCUGUUGCUAAUGGCGGUAUUUCCGCGUUUGGAAGCAUUAUCACCGCUUCUUUCGGAUUCGAUCCCCUCACAGCGGUUCUCAUGCAAAUGCCAUCUGGCGGUUUUCAGCUCGGCGCCAUGGUCCUAUCCUCUAUCCUAGCGGCAUAUACCAAAAUCCCACGUACUAUUAUUAUGGCUUUUAUGACUAUUGUCUCACUUGUUGGUAUAGUAAUGGUAUAUGCUAUACCAUCACAGCAAAAGUGGUCACGCCUAGGAGGAUCGUGGAUUACAACGACAUACGUCGCCAACAUCCCAUUGCAACUCAGCCUUAUCACAUCGAACGUGGGAGGAUUUACCAAGAGAUCAACUGUGUCGGGCAUGCUUUUCGUUGCAUAUUGCACAGGGAAUAUUGUUGGACCGCAGUUCUAUUCGACUGAUCAGGCUCCGAGAUACUCUAAAGGAAUCAGAGCAACGCUGGCUGGAUAUGGAUUGGCCACCUUCUUUGUUUUCUCCUUGUUCCUCUAUUAUAUCUUCGAGAAUAAGCGACGCGAUGCGAAGCACGGCUUGCCAGCUGAUGUGUCGGGAUCUGAGGAGCAGGAAUUGGAAGUUUCGAAUAAGACAGACCGCGAGUUGACAGAUUUCCGAUACAUACUGUGA
Molecule: messenger RNA, 1428 nt
Organism: Trichoderma aggressivum f. europaeum
Lineage: Eukaryota; Fungi; Ascomycota; Sordariomycetes; Hypocreales; Hypocreaceae
Exons: 6
Coding region: 1-1428 (475 amino acids)
Biological process (GO): transmembrane transport
Cellular component (GO): membrane
Molecular function (GO): transmembrane transporter activity
Source: RefSeq, a predicted model, not a curated record